AUGGCAACUAAAAUUGAUGACAAAAUAAACGGAUAUACUUUUGUAUGGAAAAUUGAAAACAUCAGUCAUUGCUGGUUAAAAACAGGAGAAUGCAUCGCUAGUCCCGCUUUCAUCACAGAUGCAUUAGACGGUACAAAAUGGUCGCUGUUGUUGUAUCCCAUGGGAUACAUUGACAAAAAUCAUGUCAGUUUUUAUCUCCACAGAAAAGAAGACUGCACUGGACCGAUUGCCGUUAAAGUGAAUUUCCAACUAUCAUUCCUUGGCAAGGAUGGCUCGGUUUUGACGGAAGUAACAGUAUCGAAUUGGAGUUUCAUGAAAAAGAAUGUUUUUGCUCACCCAAUACGUGAAUUACAUGAGAAAGUUUUCAUCACUGAAAAAGAGUCAUUUCUUCCUGAUGAUACUCUAACUGUGCAGUGUACAAUUUGGAACAAGAAAGAAACGCUCUUAAAACCAAAAUUAAUAUCUGCUCGGACGGUUUUUAAAGUAAAUAGGAAAGUUUACAUUUGGAAAAUCGAUCAAUUCACCAUUUCUAAGGAUAGUCUAAGAAAUAAGUUCAGAGAUGAUUUGAUUGCCAUUGAUUUCAUUUUAUCUGAAGGACUUUCUAUUUAUAAACUGGAUGUAGACAUCAUUUCAUUCGCUGAGAAUACGAAAUAUUUUUCUUUCAAAAUUUCCAGAAUGAAUGCGAAAGGGGAAAAGGAAAUGUGCGGAAUUCGUGAAUAUUUUGCCUGUGAUCUUAAAAAAGGAACAUUAUCAACAGUGCUCAUCAAAAACCUGGAAAAGAACGCUCACAGCUUGUUAUUCGAGUGUGAAUUUGUCUCUUCAAAUGGAACUGUUUUAAAUGAAAUUUGCAGUUGUGGUAUAAUUUCUCCUAAAGUAACGACAACAGCUCCUGAAAAAGUGAAAUCUCCAAAUACGUCAGCUGUGAUAAAUGCCUUGAAAUCCAUGUAUGAAGAUGGGAGUUUUCACGACAUUGAGCUUCGUACCUCAAAACGGGUAUUCCCAGCUCACAAAAAUAUUUUAAGCGCCAGAUCCCCUGUGUUCAAGAGAAUGCUCGUCAAUGAUAUGAAAGAGAAGAACAGCGGACAUAUCGACAUCAUCGAUUUGGAGGAAGAUGCUAUACACCAAAUGCUUCUAUACAUGUACACCGACAUCCUGGAAGAUCUACAUUUUGAAAGCGCAUGCAAGUUGUACGCAGCUGCAGAUAAAUAUGAGAUCCUAUCCUUAAUGAGUAGAUGCUCUACUUUCUUGAAGGACAACUUGUGCCCCACUGAAGCUUGUGAAGUUUUAACUUUGGCUGACCGGCACCAUGACGAUGACCUAAAACACUUUGUGCAGGAUUAUAUAUUGAAAAAGGACACAGAAGUGUUUGGCUUGCGGGAAUGGAAACUUUUCAUGGACGCUAAUCCUAAAUUGGCUGCGGAUAUCAUGUAUUUGAAGGUUUUCCCUGGCUAA
Molecule: messenger RNA, 1452 nt
Organism: Argiope bruennichi
Lineage: Eukaryota; Metazoa; Arthropoda; Arachnida; Araneae; Araneidae
Product: TD and POZ domain-containing protein 3-like
Exons: 1
Coding region: 1-1452 (483 amino acids)
Biological process (GO): regulation of proteolysis; proteasome-mediated ubiquitin-dependent protein catabolic process
Cellular component (GO): cytoplasm; nucleus
Molecular function (GO): ubiquitin protein ligase binding
Source: RefSeq, a predicted model, not a curated record